GAGCUUCAAGAAUCACGCUGUGCUUUUUGCAGAGCUGCAGGGUGGCAGUAAAGGUAGUUUUUCAGUUGCAUAGAAUUAGAUAAGGUAAUAUUUUGGGAUUUAUUGCAAUAUAUGCGGCCCUGCACACUCAGAAAAAAACCCAUUAAUAACCACUAGCAAGCUAACGUUAGCUCGCGACUUGUACGGCGACUUCAGAUAGUUUUACAGGACUGCUCGAGGAAGCUGCUUGUGUAACUCUUACCAAGUUCUUUUGUAACUAUCAGUAAACUUUACUUGAAAAGGUUGAAUUAGUCUCAUAGCUCCGUCCUCUGUCGCCAUUGGCAACAAUGAGCUGCGUGAAGGAAGAAACUCGCAGUGGGUCCCCUCACUGCCCCAAACCGGAUGAAUCUGAGGAGCCGCUGGGCACAACCAUGGAGACCGGAGCUCCAAAUGAUGUCAGAGUGAAAUCUGAGACUAUGGCAUCUGAAGUGGUCAUCACAAAGGAAAUGGAGGAGGAAGAGAAGCAGCUGAUGGAGGAAGGAGAGAGGAAAGAAAAGGAGAUGAUGGAAAAGGCCCGAGAGUCUCGGGAGAGGGAUUCUCAUGACAUGCGGUUCAAAAGGCUGCAGCAUUUACUUCAGAAAAGCAACAUCUACUCUAAAUUCCUGCUGACUAAAAUGGAGCAACAACAGAAUGAGGAGAAACUCAAGAAGGAAAGAUUAGAGAAGAAGACCAAGAAGAACACAAAGACUGCAGAGCCUGAGAAAGAUAAAAAGAAGAGGAAGAGGGAUGAAGACUACAAAAUAGCAGACGUCAUGUCAAAGGAGGAAAUCAUGUCACAGGCCAAGAAAGUUAAAGCGGAGGAAGCGGAUGAGGCUCCGGCCCAGAAGAAACUGGAAGCCGAGGAUAUAGAGAAGAUGAGCGAUUCCAACCAAGACAUCAAGAACCGUCUGUCGGAGACGGUGCGAGACAACGCCAAGCAUCUCCUGCAUCCUCACAGGAAAGUGAACGGCCAGCCGGUGCCCUGCCAGCAGCCACAGUUCUUCACCGGAGGGGUCAUGAGGUGGUACCAGAUCGAAGGCAUCGAGUGGCUCAGGAUGCUGUGGGAGAACGGCAUCAAUGGGAUCCUGGCUGAUGAGAUGGGACUGGGAAAGACCAUCCAGUGCAUCGCUCACAUUGCCAUGAUGAUAGAGAAGAAAGUGAUGGGGCCUUUCCUGGUGGUGGCCCCUCUCUCCACUCUGCCCAACUGGAUCAAUGAGUUCAAGCGCUUUACACCAGAGGUGUCUGUGCUGCUUUACCACGGUCCGCAGCAGGAGAGGGCCAAACUGCUGAAGCAGAUCCGCAGGCCUCAGGGGCCCCUCAACAUGUGUCCUGUGGUCAUCACCUCCUUUGAGAUCUCCAUGAUCGACAGAAAAUUUCUGCAGCGCUUCCAGUGGAAGUACCUGAUUGUGGACGAAGGCCACAGGAUCAAAAACCUCAACUGUCGGCUGGUGCAGGAGCUGAAGAUGCUGCCCACUGACAACAAGCUGCUGCUGACCGGCACGCCGCUGCAGAACAACCUGGCCGAGCUCUGGUCUCUGCUCAACUUCCUGCUGCCAGAGGUGUUCGAUGACCUCAAGAGCUUUGAGUCGUGGUUUGACAUCGACUCCAUCACUGAAGCAGAGAGUGUGGUGGCUACUGAGCGCGAGCAGAACAUCCUCAGCAUGUUGCACCAGAUUCUGACUCCGUUCCUGCUCAGGAGGCUGAAGUCAGACGUGACGCUGGAGGUUCCUCCUAAGAAGGAGAUCAUUGUUUACGCUCCUCUGACGGGCAAACAGGAGGCCUUUUACACCGCUGUGGUCAACAAAUCUAUUGCCAAGAUGCUGGGCCAGGAAAAGAAUGAGACUCCUGUAGUGCUGACGUCGAGUGGCAGGCCGAAGCGCCACAGUCGGAAGGUGGUGGACUAUGCAGAAACUGAUAGAGACACACCGCGUGAGCUGGAGAAAUACCUGGAAAAGGUUGGCAAGGAGCAGCUGGAGUUCAGCUCGGCUCCAGUGCUAGAUGUGCAGAGUCCAUUGGACGCUCAGAUCAACCUGAAGCUGCAGAACAUUCUCAUGCUGCUGAAGAGAUGCUGUAACCACCCCUACCUGGUGGAGUACCCCCUGGACCCUGCCACACAGGAAUUCAAGAUUGAUGAGCAGCUGGUAAAGAGCUCCGGGAAGUUUCUCAUACUGGACACACUGCUGCCUGCACUCAAGAAAAGGGGACAUAAGGUUCUGAUCUUCAGUCAGAUGACGUCCAUCUUGGAUCUUCUGAUGGAUUACUGCUAUCUGCGGGGCUUCCAGUACAGCCGGCUGGACGGUAGCAUGUCCUACUCCGACAGAGAUGAAAAUAUGACCAAGUUUUCCAAAGAUCCUGAAGUGUUCCUGUUUCUGCUGAGCACCAGAGCAGGAGGACUGGGGAUCAACCUGACAGCUGCUGAUACUGUCAUCAUCUUCGACAGUGACUGGAACCCCCAGGCAGACCUGCAGGCUCAGGACCGUUGCCACAGAAUUGGGCAGACCAGACCUGUGGUGGUGUACCGCCUGGUCACCGCCAACACCAUCGACCAGAAGAUCCUGGAGAGAGCCUCAGCUAAGAGGAAGCUGGAGCAAAUGGUCAUCCACAAGAAUAAGUUCAAAGGAGGGAAAGCUGAGCUGAACCAAAGUAAAAGCUGCAUUGAUCUGGAUGAGCUGAUGGAGCUGCUCAAAGCUAGAGGAACUGAGAAGGAAGUGAAAGCAUCAAGAGGGAAGGUGAUCAGCGACAAGGACCUGGAGCUGCUGCUGGAUCGCAGCGACUUGCUGGACAAAGAAAAGGGCAGCACCAAGAGAGAGAAGGUGGGAGUGUUCAGAGUGAUCGAUGCCAAAGAUUCGUCAGAGAUCACGUUGACCUGAAAACUCGUCUUUGUUAAGACAUGAACUUCUGAGAGAAACUUAUAGCUGCACCUGGACAGUUCCCAGCUGCCGUCACUAGAAAAAACAUUCUGAAACUGCUGUUUGUAGACUGACUCGUGUAUAUUUUGUUUUUUUUACUGAGUAAACUGACAUGAUGAUAUCUGAGUUGAUUUUUUUUGUUUAACCACUGUUCUCUUUUUAAGAUCAUUUAAGUUUUUGAUGUCCAAUAGUGAUGUUUUAUUUUCAUGCUUAAAGAUGGAAAAAAAGAUUUGGUUUGGCCGCAUGUUUUAGCUUCUGUUCUCCCUGACAGCGGCUUUAAGACGAUCAGAGAAACUGUCAGUGAAUCCAUAACAGAACAUUUCAUUCAUCAGGCGUUUAGACGUUAGACAUCAGAGCAGCAGACUGACUGGAUGCUCUGCUCACUCUCAGGACGCUCUGUCUCCUGCCUCUGACUGCUAACAUGCUCACAAAGCUGUAGUGACAUGGUGCAGUCAGGUUACACCAUUCCAAACACGAGAUCUUUAGUGUCUUUAACAUUGUUAUAAUCAAAGCACUUUCCUGCAGGUUGACUUUACUUGUUCUUUUAUGUCUUUUUAUAUAAAUAAACUAUAAUUUCAUAA
Molecule: messenger RNA, 3508 nt
Organism: Plectropomus leopardus (leopard coralgrouper)
Lineage: Eukaryota; Metazoa; Chordata; Actinopteri; Perciformes; Serranidae
Gene: hells
Product: helicase, lymphoid specific
Biological process (GO): pericentric heterochromatin formation; DNA methylation-dependent constitutive heterochromatin formation; negative regulation of gene expression via chromosomal CpG island methylation
Cellular component (GO): pericentric heterochromatin; nucleus
Molecular function (GO): ATP binding; chromatin binding
Source: RefSeq, a predicted model, not a curated record